UCACCAUUCGUGAGAUAUCGCGGUUUUAAUCAUUAGAAAAUUCAUAUUUUACAUAAUAUGCACUAAAAUGCAGCCUGUACGCGUCAUCGGACGUUCAAUAUAAAUGAAAAUAAGAAAUUAUUGGUUUGUGUUAUACACAAUAUAAAACUUGUUUAAAUUGAAUGAAUAUUUUAAAAUAAUAGACUAUACAGUCAGUCCCUAAUUCCCUUCGUCGGUAACGUGAGCAGACUUGCUUUUUGGUAAUAUUUUCGAUUUUAAUUUGUGCUGUUAAAUAAUUUUAACAAAAUGUCAGAAGUUUGUUUCAUUUGUGAUAAACCUUUGGAAGAAAGUGAAGUUGUUGUUGUGGAUCGUGGAAUGAAGACUUUGAUUGAUGCAAGUGUUGAAAGAAAUGAUAAGUUUUUUGAAUACUUGAAAGACAAGCAAUCUGUGACAGUCCACGUGCAGUGUCGUAAAAUGUACACUCGAAAGAGUAGUAUUGUUUCAGCUAAAAGACAGCGCGAGACAGAACAAGGUAGUACAUCCACGAUAAGUCCACCUCAUACUAGAGCACGAGUAAGUGAGCCAGAUUUCAACUUUAAAAGAUAUUGUUUAUUUUGCGGCGAUGAAGCAAAUGAAGAAGCUGAAAAGAAGAAAGCGCAAAAUGUUCGUCGUAAAAUAUAUAAUGUAUCUACACUUGAAUUUAAAGAUUCCAUUUUAAAGGUAGCUCGGACUCGUUCUGAUGACGUAGCAAAAGCUGUUAUUGCCCGCAUUGAGUAUGAAUUUGACUUAGUUGCUGCUGAAGCUAAGUACCACAAUAAUUGUUAUAAUAUAUUUCUGAGGCCUACUACAAAAUGUAAAGUCGGACGUCCCGAAGAUGAUUCAGUGAACUUGGCGAUGGAGGGAAUAUUUCAAUACAUUGAAAAUAGUGAUGAUUGUCAAUUUUCAUUGCAAGAAUUAAAAGACAUAAGCAAAAAUCCAACUAUAGAUAAUAAAACAAUUAAAAGAAGAUUAAAGUUAAAGUAUGGUGAUAAAAUUAUUAUAACUGAGAAAAAAGGGAGUUUAACAAUUAUCUGUUUUAUUGACAAUCAGUACGAUAUUCUCAAUAAAGCUUGGUAUGAAAAUAAAAAACAAAAUAUAAACGAAGAACGAUUAAGAAUACUGAAAGCUGCCGCAGCAAUUAUUCGAGAGGAUAUUCAAUCUGUAGUGAUUAAUAAUGAUAAUUAUCCCCCGCCGAGUCAAAUGUUUGAAAAUAUUGACAGCGAUAUUCCAGAGUCAUUGACUUAUUUUUUGGAGCAGGUAAUUUUAAAAAAUCGACGAUUUAAAUUAGAUCAUCUAAAAUUAAUAUGUACAACUAUCAGCCACUGUAUAAUUACUGCUGUUCGACCUAGGUCUUUCAAAUCAAGAUUGCAAUUGGGUUUAUCAGUUUUUUUUCAUCGACGAUUUGGAUCAAAACGUCUUAUACAGAUUUUUUCGUCUUUCGGAUUAUGUGCAUCAUAUAAUGAUACUAUAAUGUAUGAGGCAGCAGCCGUUCUGCAUCGUCCACCGUAUAUUUUGCCACCAGAAACUGGCACAUUCGUUCAGUAUGUUGCAGACAAUGCUGAUAUAAAUGUACAUACUUUGGACGGUCAUAAUACGCUUCACAUUAUGGGGAUCAUUAAAAUUAUUACUCCAAAAAGUUCAGUUACAGCAGAAGAGCCUAUAUUACGAACAAACAUACUUCCUUCAGCGCAACAUUUUGCAGAAAAAGCUCAUGUGCCUAUACAAGUCUAUCAAACAGAUGGUAUAGUAGGAUAUAGCAAAAUAGCUGUGCAGGAUUUUGAUUAUGAAAGUAAUACAACAACAUCUUUACUUAAAAAAGUAGAUAUGUUAUGGUUAUAUGGGAAACCACGUUAAAAAAAAUGCGCCGAGUACAUUACCCCAUAGGUGGUGCGGAAAUUUGUGCAUAUUACGUAAAAUAUGCAUUUAUGUAAAAUAUUAAUGAUUAAAACCGCAAUAUCUCACGAAUGGUGAGUCGUAAGAGAAAAAGUGACUGAACCAUUUUUGUAGAGAAUUGUAUGAUCUACAACUUUUGUCUGUAUUAUUUUACGAUAAAACUUACCGUUUUGG
This is a messenger RNA of Trichoplusia ni (cabbage looper), 2085 nucleotides long. RefSeq lists its product as uncharacterized. Bases 286 to 1872 code for a protein of 528 amino acids. Lineage: Eukaryota; Metazoa; Arthropoda; Insecta; Lepidoptera; Noctuidae. The transcript is spliced from 2 exons. The record is from RefSeq and is a predicted model, not a curated record.